This is a messenger RNA of Zonotrichia leucophrys gambelii, 2622 nucleotides long. RefSeq names its product phospholipase A2 activating protein (gene PLAA). Gene Ontology annotation, cellular component: nucleus; cytoplasm. The transcript has 14 exons. Bases 87 to 2477 code for a protein of 796 amino acids. Gene Ontology annotation, biological process: ubiquitin recycling; proteasome-mediated ubiquitin-dependent protein catabolic process. Gene Ontology annotation, molecular function: ubiquitin binding. NCBI's taxonomy places the organism in Eukaryota, Metazoa, Chordata, Aves, Passeriformes, Passerellidae. The record is from RefSeq and is a predicted model, not a curated record.
GGUCCGGCGGCGCGCCCUGUGACGGAACUUCCGUCACGACUUCCGGCGGCGCGCGGUCCGUGCUGUGUCAGGCUGGCGCUGCCGCCAUGGCGGGUGAGGGCAGCACGUUCCGGCUGCGCUGCUCCCUGCUGGGACACGGGCAGGACGUGCGCGGCCUCACCCGCGGCCUCUUCCCGGAAGGCAGCUUCGUGUCCGUCUCGCGGGACAGAACCGCGCGGCUCUGGGCCCCUGACGGUCUUAACAGGGGUUUUACUGAGAUGCACUGUAUGAGUGGCCACUCAAAUUUUGUAUCUUGCGUGUGCAUCAUACCUCCAAGUGACCUCUACCCUCGUGGGCUGAUUGCAACUGGUGGCAAUGAUCAUAAUAUUUGCAUUUUCACAGUUGACAACUCAGCUCCUCUUUACGUCCUUAAGGGUCAUAAAAACACAGUUUGCAGCCUUUCAUCUGGGAAAUUUGGCACAUUAUUAAGUGGAUCAUGGGAUACAACAGCAAAAGUCUGGUUGAAUGACAGAUGUAUGAUGACAUUACAGGGUCACACAGCUGCAAUAUGGGCAGUGAAGAUACUUCCGGAACAGGGAUUAAUGUUGACUGGUUCAGCUGACAAAACUAUAAAACUGUGGAAGGCAGGCAGAUGUGAAAGAACAUUCACUGGACAUGAAGAUUGUGUGAGAGGUUUAGCUAUUCUCAGUGAAAUGGAGUUCCUUUCCUGUGCUAACGAUGCUAGUGUUCGAAGAUGGCAGAUCUCUGGCGAGUGUCUGCAGGUGUACUAUGGACAUACAAAUUACAUAUACAGCAUUUCUGUCUUCCCUCGAUGUAAAGAUUUUGUAACAACUGGAGAGGAUAGAUCUCUUAGAAUCUGGAAACAAGGGGAAUGUACUCAAACAAUCAGACUCCCAGCUCAGUCUGUGUGGUGCUGCUGUGUCUUAGACAACGGUGACAUCGUAGUUGGUGCAAGUGAUGGGAUUAUAAGGGUGUUUACAGAGUCCUUGGAACGUACAGCAAGUGCUGAAGAGAUUCAGGCUUUUGAAAAUGAGCUUGCCCAAGCAUCCAUUGACCCUAAAACUGGUGAUUUAGGAGAUAUCAAUGCUGAUGACCUUCCUGGAAGAGAACACCUUAAAGAUCCUGGAACAAGAGAUGGACAGACACGGCUUAUUAAAGAUAAUGGGAAAGUAGAAGCAUAUCAAUGGAGUGUAAGUGAAGGAAGAUGGAUAAAGAUCGGUGAUGUUGUUGGUUCUUCUGGAGCCACACAACAAACGUCUGGAAAAGUUUUAUUUGAAGGAAAGGAAUAUGACUAUGUUUUCACCAUUGAUGUAAAUGAAAAUGGGCCUUCCUACAAACUGCCAUAUAACAUCACUGAUGAUCCUUGGCUGACUGCAUACAACUUCCUGCAAAAGAAUGAUUUAAAUCCUAUGUUUCUGGAUCAGGUGGCCAAGUUUAUUAUGGACAACACUAAGGGGCAAACACUGUUCAGUACAAGUAAUCAAUUUUCAGAUCCAUUUACAGGUGCUGGACGUUAUGUUCCAGGCUCUUCAUCUGGAUCAAGUGCAAUACCUGGAGCAGACCCAUUUACAGGAGCUGGUCGGUACGUUCCUGGUUCAGCAUCAAACACAGUUCCUUCAGUGGGCGGGGUUGAUCCAUUUACAGGAAUGGAUGCCUACCAGUCAGCUGCAGCUAAAGCUGAAAAUAUUUAUUUUCCGAAGAAAGAUGCUGUCACCUUUGACCAGGCCAAUCCUACACAGAUAUUGGGCAAAUUAAAGGAACUUAAUGGCAGUGCAGCUGAAGAACAUAAGCUUACUGAAGAUGACUUGAUAAUCCUAGAAAAGUUACUGUCUGCAACAUGCAACACCUCUACGGAAACACCUACAGCACAGCAACUUCAGACUUUAUGGAGAGCAAUUAACUGGCCAGAAGAUAUUGUCUUUCCAGCGCUAGACAUUCUUAGAUUGUCUGUCAGGCAUCCCACUGUGAAUGAAAACUUCUGCAGUGAAAAGGAGCAUGUACAGUUUAUCAUCCUUCUUCUUAAAUUUCUGAAUCCUAAAGGCAAACAAGCAAACCAGCUGUUGGCACUUAGAGCUCUUUGCAAUUGUUUUGUCAGCCAUGCAGGCCAGAAGCUCAUGAUGGAACAGAGGGAUGAAAUAAUGACACAAGCAAUAGAAACGAAAUCAGGCAAUAAUAAGAACAUCCACAUUGCACUGGCCACACUGACAUUGAACUAUGCUGUAUGUUUACAUAAAGUCAACAACGUUGAGGGCAAAGCUCAAUGUUUAUCAGUAAUCAGCACAGUUAUGGAAGUUGUUCAAGAUCUUGAAGCUAUUUUUAGACUACUUGUGGCUCUUGGGACGCUAAUCAGUGAUGAUACAAAUGCUGUGCAAUUAGCUAAGUCUCUGGGAGUUGAUUCUCAAAUAAAAAAGUAUGCCUCUGUAUCAGAACCAGCUAAAGUAAAAGAAUGCUGUAGGUUUGUUCUUAAUCUGUUAUAAUAAUUUUCUUAGCACUUGGAAUACAGUGUAUGCAGAAAAAAAGAUGCUUUUGUUCAUAUUGUAUGACAGACUAUACUUGGGAAAAUACUGUGGAUUAAUUACACUUGUUGCAAGACACAGAGCAAAUAAAACUUUUUUCACUGUU